CUCCCGAUAGUGCUUCCGGGACAGGGGGCGGGGCCUCCGGAAGUGGUCGCUCGCAGUCAGAGGCUCGUUGUUUCAGCGGCCGACAGAGAGGGAGAAGCCGGAGCUUAGGCGACUCGGUGGGCUGUGAGGUGCGGUCACCUCUUCACGGCUGGAAGCCAGGACAGCGAGCUGCCGAGCGGCGGAGUGAGGAGCGCCCUCUUCCCGAGCUCGCCAUGUCGCGGGGGUCUAUCGAGAUUCCCCUCCGGGAUACUGACGAGGUCAUUGAACUUGACUUCGAUCAGUUACCGGAGGGAGAUGAAGUUAUCAGUAUUUUGAAACAGGAACACACACAACUGCACAUAUGGAUUGCUUUGGCGCUGGAAUACUACAAGCAAGGGAAAACGGAAGAGUUCGUAAAGUUGCUGGAAGCAGCACGAAUAGAUGGCAACUUGGACUAUCGAGACCAUGAGAAAGACCAGAUGACUUGCUUGGAUACAUUGGCAGCCUACUAUGUGCAACAAGCUCGGAAAGAAAAGAACAAGGACAAUAAGAAGGACCUUAUCACACAAGCAACCUUGUUGUAUACAAUGGCUGAUAAAAUUAUUAUGUAUGAUCAGAACCAUUUGUUGGGAAGAGCCUGCUUCUGUCUACUCGAAGGUGACAAAAUGGAUCAGGCUGAUGCACAGUUUCAUUUCGUACUUAACCAGUCUCCAAACAAUAUUCCAGCCCUUCUUGGGAAAGCUUGCAUUUCAUUUAACAAAAAGGAUUAUAGAGGAGCUCUUGCUUACUAUAAAAAAGCAUUGCGUACUAACCCAGGAUGUCCAGCUGAAGUUCGUUUAGGAAUGGGCCAUUGCUUUGUCAAACUUAACAAACUGGAGAAAGCUCGACUAGCAUUCAGCAGAGCACUGGAACUCAACUCUAAGUGUGUGGGAGCACUGGUUGGACUGGCUGUUCUAGAACUCAACAAUAAAGAGGCUGAUUCUAUCAAAAAUGGUGUGCAGCUUCUUUCCAGAGCCUAUACUAUUGACCCUAGCAACCCUAUGGUACUGAACCACUUGGCAAACCACUUUUUCUUCAAGAAGGAUUAUAGUAAAGUGCAGCACCUGGCUCUCCAUGCAUUCCACAACACAGAGGUGGAGGCUAUGCAGGCAGAAAGCUGCUACCAGCUGGCUCGGUCAUUCCAUGUUCAGGAGGAUUAUGACCAAGCCUUUCAGUACUACUAUCAAGCCACGCAGUUUGCGUCGUCCUCCUUCGUACUACCGUUUUUUGGUUUGGGACAAAUGUAUAUUUAUCGAGGUGACAAAGAGAAUGCGUCCCAGUGCUUUGAGAAAGUUUUGAAAGCUUACCCCAACAAUUACGAAACUAUGAAAAUUCUUGGUUCUCUCUAUGCUGCUUCAGAAGAUCAGGAGAAACGAGACAUAGCCAAGGGCCAUUUGAAGAAGGUCACAGAACAGUAUCCUGAUGAUGUGGAAGCUUGGAUUGAAUUGGCUCAGAUCUUAGAACAGACUGAUAUACAGGGUGCCCUCUCAGCCUAUGGAACAGCCACCCGCAUCCUGCAGGAGAAAGUGCAGGCCGAUGUCCCCCCUGAGAUCCUGAAUAAUGUUGGGGCCCUCCAUUUUAGACUUGGGAACCUCGGAGAAGCAAAGAAAUACUUCCUGGCAUCACUGGACCGUGCAAAGGCAGAGGCCGAGCAUGAUGAACACUAUUACAACGCCAUCUCCGUUACCACGUCCUACAAUCUAGCCAGGCUCUAUGAGGCCAUGUGUGAAUUCCACGAAGCAGAGAAACUGUACAAAAACAUUUUACGAGAGCACCCUAACUACGUUGAUUGCUAUCUGCGCCUAGGAGCCAUGGCCAGAGAUAAAGGAAACUUCUAUGAAGCUUCAGAUUGGUUUAAGGAAGCCCUUCAGAUCAAUCAGGAUCACCCGGAUGCCUGGUCUUUGAUUGGUAACCUCCAUCUGGCAAAACAAGAAUGGGGCCCAGGCCAGAAGAAGUUUGAGAGGAUAUUAAAGCAGCCAGCCACACAGAGUGACACUUACUCUAUGCUGGCCCUUGGCAAUGUGUGGCUUCAGACUUUGCACCAGCCAACCCGAGACCGAGAAAAGGAAAAGCGUCAUCAAGACCGUGCCCUGGCCAUCUACAAACAAGUCCUUAGAAAUGAUGCCAAGAACCUGUAUGCUGCCAAUGGCAUAGGAGCAGUUUUGGCUCACAAGGGAUACUUCCGUGAAGCGCGUGAUGUGUUUGCCCAAGUGAGAGAAGCGACGGCAGAUAUCAGUGAUGUGUGGCUGAACUUAGCACACAUCUACGUGGAGCAGAAGCAGUACAUCAGCGCCGUGCAGAUGUAUGAGAACUGCCUCAGGAAGUUCUAUAAACACCAGAACACUGAAGUCGUGCUCUACCUGGCCCGGGCCCUCUUCAAGUGCGGCAAGUUACAGGAGUGCAAGCAAACUCUGCUGAAGGCCAGACAUGUGGCACCGAGUGAUACAGUUCUGAUGUUUAAUGUGGCCUUAGUCUUGCAAAGAUUAGCUACCUCUGUCCUAAAAGAUGAAAAAAGUAAUCUGAAGGAAGUCCUUAAUGCUGUGAAAGAGCUGGAGCUUGCACACCGAUAUUUCAGUUACUUGAGUAAAGUAGGAGAUAAAAUGAGAUUCGAUUUGGCUCUUGCUGCCUCUGAAGCCAGGCAGUGCUCCGACCUACUGAGCCAGGCCCAGUAUCAUGUGGCCCGAGCACGCAAGCAGGAUGAGGAAGAACGGGAGCUGCGGGCCAAGCAGGAGCAGGAGAAGGAGCUCUUAAGACAGAAGCUUCUCAAAGAGCAGGAAGAGAAACGUCUCAGAGAAAAGGAAGAGCAAAAGAAACUUUUGGAACAGCGGGCCCAGUAUGUGGAGAAGACCAAAAACAUCCUCAUGUUCACUGGCGAGACUGAAGCCACAAAGGAGAAGAAAAGAGGCGGAGGUGGAGGGCGGCGUUCUAAGAAAGGAGGCGAAUUUGAUGAGUUUGUCAAUGACGACACCGAUGACGACCUCCCUAUAUCCAAAAAGAAGAAGAGAAGGAAGGGCAGUGGCAGUGAACAGGAAGGCGACGAGGAGGAAGGUGGAGAGAGGAAGAAGAAGAGGAGGAGAAGACCUCAGAAGGGAGAAGAGGGAUCUGAUGAUGAUGAAACAGAAAAUGGCCCUAAACCAAAGAAGCGUCGUCCACCAAGAGCAGAGAAGAAGAAGGCUCCCAAGCCAGAACGCCUGCCUCCUUCAAUGAAGGGAAAAAUAAAAUCCAAAGCCAUUAUAUCAUCGAGUGAUGAUUCUUCAGAUGAGGAUAAACUGAAAAUUGCCGAUGAAGGACAUCCUAGGAACAGCAACAGCGAUUCCGACGAUGAUGAGCGGCCCAAUAGACGGGCCUCCUCUGAGAGCGAAUCGGAUGACAACCAGAACAAGUCUGGCAGUGAAGCGGGCAGCCCUCCGAGGUCGGGAAGACAGGAGUCAGAUGAGGAUUCCGACAGUGACCAGCCGUCCAGAAAGAGAAGGCGCUCGGGCUCCGAGCAGUCGGACAAUGAGUCUGCGCAGUCUGGGAGAAGCCCUUCCGGAGGUUCAGAAAAUGAUUCUCGCCCAGCUUCUCCAAGUGCAGAGUCCGACCGUGAGUCGGAGCAGGGGUCUGACAAUGAGGGCUCUGGAAAUGAAUCAGAACCAGAGGGCUCAAACAAUGAGGCCUCAGACCGAGGCUCAGAGCACGGAUCAGAUGACAGUGACUAGGUUUUGUUUCAUCCAAGACUCCUGGGGGGGGGGAGCUUUAUAAUAUAUAAAAGCUGUGAUAAAAACAUUUCAGAUGCUUAGUCAUUUGUGAAGUUUUCUUAAGGCAAUUUUUUUUCUAUUUGUAUAUUUACUAAACUCCAAGAGACAUUUCCUGUGCUCGAUCCCGUGUCUGAAACUGGAGCAGUGAGAUCCUUCAUUGCGGUGCAGCUCCACUGUCGUAUGUGAAAGCUGCAUUCCUGCAAGGCUUGCCCAGGCUAGCCUGGUCUCUGGCAGGCAGCAUGCUGCUAUGUAUGGUUUUUGUUGCAAGCUUACCAAAUGUUGCAGAAACCGGGAUAUAUGCCUUUGUUCCCUGGUGAGUUGAAAUAGAAGUUUUCUUUCUGGAGGAUGGGAAGAGAUGUCCCUGUGUAGAACUCUGAAAGGAAGGUGUUCACAGUGUGAGGCUGCAGCCAUGGUCAGAGUUGCAAACACUGGGGUGGGUAAGCUGUGGAAAGUGCUUUUCUGUUGUUAGAAUGGGAAGACCUCCCCCAGCCACGUAAUAAAUCCUUUACCAACCAUG
Myodes glareolus (Bank vole) is the source of this 4272-nucleotide messenger RNA. The record is from RefSeq and is a predicted model, not a curated record. Lineage: Eukaryota; Metazoa; Chordata; Mammalia; Rodentia; Cricetidae.